AUGGCCCUGGCCACCCUCCCCUUCCUGGGGACACUCAUCACCUAUUUCUUCCCUGCCUGGAGGGUCACCAGCCUCACCACUAUCACCUCCAACGACACCUCCAUCACCUCCAACGCUACCUCUCAGGUGAUCUGGGAGGGUUUACUUAUGAACUGUGUGACCCAGAGAAUGGCCCGGAUGCAGUGUGACAGCAGCAACAUGAUCCUGGCCUCUCCACAGGUCCUGCUGGCUGUCAGGGUCCUGUUCAUCACCGUCCUCUUCGUAUCUCUGUGGGGCUUUUGCAUGGCGGCGCCGGGACGGAGGUGUGGAGAGUACAGCGAGGACGGCGAGGAGAUCGAGGUCGGAAAAGCCAGGGCGGAGUUCACUAACGGGAUCCCCUUCAUUGUUUGGGGGCUCCUUAUCCGCAUCACCUGGGUAACCGUCAACAUUGCCCAAGGCCGAGAUCGCUACAGCAACCAAGCAGGGGAGAUGGAGAUGGUUGCCUCGCUUUAUCACCGCCACACUCCUCUUUGGGGUGAGAUUUCUCUGCAGCCCCUGCCCUCUAAUUGGUCAGUGGGAGGAUGA
Molecule: messenger RNA, 564 nt
Organism: Coregonus clupeaformis (lake whitefish)
Lineage: Eukaryota; Metazoa; Chordata; Actinopteri; Salmoniformes; Salmonidae
Product: claudin-4-like
Exons: 1
Coding region: 1-564 (187 amino acids)
Biological process (GO): bicellular tight junction assembly; cell adhesion
Cellular component (GO): plasma membrane; bicellular tight junction
Molecular function (GO): structural molecule activity
Source: RefSeq, a predicted model, not a curated record